AUGUCUGAAGGUUCUGAGACACUCGCCUCAGCAGUGGCCGUACCUAGCCAGGAUCCCAUCCAUCAGUCUCCGGAGUUGACAGCUAAGCGACGAAAGUCUUCAACUGCAGAAUACGACACUAAGCGCCGACGACUCAGCUCCAUAGACAAUGCCUCCCCGCAUUCUCAGCGACGUCGGCCGUCAUCCCCUCCGCCCACGACAGAUGAGUCUGUAGAGAUGAAGCCCACACGACCGCGUGGGGGAGACGAGGAUCGCAAGCGGGGCCAGCGUUCUGCGGCACAGAGACGGCGCGCUGAUAUUGAAAAGAAGCAGCAGGAGAAGUUGAAGUCGCAAGAUGCCGAAUACGGUGAAUUGAAGAAACGGCGGAAGGAACAGCAUGAUGAGAUUCGGAGACGAGAAAUGCCGUUAUAUGAGCGAGAAGCGAUGCAAACACGGCAUUCGAAUAUGCUUGCCCUGGCAAAUUUCCACAAGACACAGGCCAAGCCGGUUCUGUAUUACAAACCAUGGCAACCCCGACCUGGAGAUGAAGCAGCGAUAAAACAGCAGAUCGAAGAAGCAGAGGCGACUGUUGCCCGAGAAGUCGCCGAGUUCGAAGCCCGAUAUCCACCGGAGGCAUUUGCGCCCGAACAACCAACCAAGGUUGAAACACAGCCCACUCAUGCUGAAACAAAACAACAGGCAGGCGAAGAACAACCGCGAGUGUCAGAAAAGCAGCAGCAAACAGAUGACCAGCCAUCGGCUCCAGAGCACGGGGCAGAUCCAACAGAUUCAAAAUCUAAGGAGACGGCCUAUGGUGCUCCGGAAACGGUUGGUGUAGACAUUAAUGACCAAACCCCCGAUCUAGCUAAAACGGAUGAAACCACUGCUAACGUGGAGGAAAGUGCCGUUCAAGAUCAGCAUGAUGCCCACCGAGAUGAUGAUGGAGGCGAGGUCGUUGAGGAUAACGAGGACACUGUGAUUUAUUAG
Penicillium verrucosum is the source of this 966-nucleotide messenger RNA. RefSeq names its product pinin family protein. The record is from RefSeq and is a predicted model, not a curated record. The transcript is spliced from 5 exons. NCBI's taxonomy places the organism in Eukaryota, Fungi, Ascomycota, Eurotiomycetes, Eurotiales, Aspergillaceae. Bases 1 to 966 code for a protein of 321 amino acids.